AGGAGAUAGCCCUACAAUAUCCGCACUGCCUGAAUCUGCCUAUCGAGUCUUAUUCAAAUGUGCGCCCUCGGAUUCUUAUCGGUCUAAAGCACGCUCGAGUGAGCCUAGUGCUGAAAAGCAAGGAAGGAAGCCUGGACCAACCUAUCGCCGUCAAAACUAGACUGGGAUGGACAAUCUGUGGAGGAUGCGGCACUAAUGAUACAUCAAACUUCGUUCACUACGCCUUCCACGUCUGUGAAUGCAGGCAUCAAACUGACGAAGAUGUACACCAAAUGGUCAAGGAAUAUUUUGCCAUAGACAGUCUUGGCAUCAUGAAAUUAAAUAAAGAUCCGCUAUCAACAGAAGACCAAAGAGCCAUCUCACUCCUUCAAACACUGACUAAGUACAACGGAGAACGAUAUGAGACCGGCCUACUUUGGCGUUACGAUGGCGUCCGCUUACCAGAUAGCAAGGAAAUGGCUCUGCGCAGAUACCUGAGCCUCGAGAAGCGAAUGCAGAAAAGUCCAGAGCUGGGCAAUGCUCUGCAGAAGCUAAUGUCUGAGUACUUGGCUAAAGGGUAUGUGCGCAAACUGUCGGAGAAGGAACUUAACAGGCCUUACCCAAGGGUGUGGUAUUUGCCAAUAUUCCCCGUUUUUAACCCCAAUAAACCGGGUAAAAUUAGAAUUGUAUGGGACGGAGCCGCAAAGUCUUUUGGAGUGUCUCUAAAUUCAGCGCUGCUUACAGGUCCCGAUCAGCUAUGCUCUCUAUUCGCAAUACUGCUGCAAUUCCGCGAAUUUCGUGUAGGUCUCACGGGCGACAUCAAGGAAAUGUUCCACCAGAUUCGCAUGCGUGAGGAAGACCAACAAUGUCUACGAUUCUUCUGGAAAGACGAGGCUGGUGACACUCAGAUCUACGUAAUGAAUGUGAUGUCGUUUGGCGCUAGCUGCUCCCCGGCCAGUGCUCAGUACGUGAAGAACAUCAACGCAGAUAGAUUCAUAGAAGAGUUUCCAGAGGCCGUUGAAGUUAUUAAGAAGCGACACUACGUGGAUGAUGCGAUGUUCAGUGUCGAAACACCUGAGCAUGCAAUUCGCCUGGCGCAAGAAGUCAGACAGCUACACUCUGCCGGUGGAUUUGAGGUAAGAAACUGGGUGAGCAACUCUCAACAAGUGCUAGCCGUGUUAAACGAAAGCAAUACGUCGGAGAAAAAUAUGGACCUGUCGGCUGGGCCAAUGGCUACAGAAAAGGUGCUAGGAAUGUGGUGGUGCACAUCAUCGGACGAAUUUGUGUACAAAAUUGGAUGGAAUCGUUAUAACCCUGAUCUGCUCACUGGCCGUCGUCGACCCACAAAGCGCCAAAUGCUCCAGGUCCUAAUGACGAUUUUUGAUCCUCUUGGGUUAAUCGCACACUUUCUCAUGUAUUUGAAAGUCCUUUUACAAGAAGUCUGGCGUGCAAACGUACAAUGGGAUGAAGAAAUUCCCAAUCCCUUGUUCGAGAAAUGGAGAACAUGGCUACUAGUCUUGCCUAAGGUAGAAAGCGUUAGAAUCCCACGGUGUCUUCGUACUUCGACGAUUCCCAGCGACUGCGAAGUACAACUGCAUCUUUUCGUAGAUGCAAGCGAAAAUGGAAUAGCCGCCGCUUCGUUUCUACGAUUUGAACGCGAAGGCCGUGUCUGCUGCUCUUUAGUUGCCGCAAAAACCAGGGUAGCUCCUUUGAGGUAUCACUCCAUCCCGCGACUAGAAUUGCAGGCCGCCCUUAUAGGAGCUAGACUAGCACGAACAGUAACACAAUCCCUUUCAACUCAGGAUCAUUGCAAAUCCUACUGGACUGACUCUCGCGAUGUCCUCAGCUGGAUUAACUCAGACCACCGUCGUUAUAGCACGUUUGUGGCGUGUCGAGUUAGCGAAAUUCUCGACCUCACAGAAGCACCUGAUUGGCGUUGGGUGCCGUCCAAACUGAAUGUAGCAGAUGACGGCACCAAGUGGGAGACGGAGCCAAAUAUGACCCAAGAAUCCAGAUGGUUUAGAGGCCCAGAAUUUCUCUACCUCAGUGAAAAGGAAUGGCCCAAGGAUUCCUCGAAGUCAACGCAUACAGACAAUGAACUGCGACCUUCUUUCAUGGCACAUCAUUACUCCCCUAAAACCACCCUCGUUAUCUCAGCCUUUCUGGGCUGGAGUGGGCUACGCAAUGCGGUAGCUUACGCCCAGCGCUUUAUCGCAAACUGCAAACGCAAGCAAAAUAAAAAGCCCAAAUUAAAAGGGCCACUGUCCAGAGAUGAACUCUACGCAGCUGAAGGUUUUCUGUUCCGUUUAGCUCAGCAAGAAGGUUACACCGAUGAGAUGAUCAUACUAACCAAUAAUCGCAGUGACCAAACAAAGACACUCCCGAGAAGCAGCCCACUUUAUAAAUUGUCACCAUGGAUUGACGAUCGCGGAGUGAUGCGGAUGCGCAGUCGAAUAUCCGCCUGUCACUAUGCCACCGAAGAAACUAAGAGCCCAGUAAUUCUCCCGAAACACCCUGUGACCACCCUGAUAAUUACCCACUAUCAUGAAAAAUUUCACCAUCAGAACCACGCAGCCAUAGUGAACGAACUGCGUCAACGAUUCGUGAUUCCUCGCAUUCGCGUUCAGUAUACGGCUGCAAGAAAGAGCUGCCAGCGAUGUAAAAAUGAAUCCGCGAUCCCCCAACCUCCAAUCAUGGCAGACCUUCCAGAGGAACGACUUGCUGCCUACACACUGCCCUUCACCCACGUUGGGGUGGACUACUUUGGUCCCAUGGAAGUUGUAAUCGGAAGAAGAGCGGAGAAGAGGUGGGGAAUGAUCGUUGUGUGUCAAACAACACGAGCAAUCCACAUUGAGUUAGUGAACUCGCUGAGCACCGAUUCGUGCAUAAUCGCGCUGCGAAACUUUAUGAGCCGACGCGGAACUCCCAGGACCAUUCGGAGCGACCGGGGAACCAACUUUAUUGGUGCAAGUCGAGAACUCAAAAAGCUGUAUGAGACAGUUGAUUACGACAAGGUCAUUAAAAAAUUCGUAACCGCCGAGACUAGUUGGCAUUUCAAUCCGCCUCUGGCUGCUCAUAUGGGUGGUAGUUGGGAGCGCCUAAUUCGAAGUGUGAAGAAAAACCUGACUGCCAUUUCCCCUUCACGGAAACUGUCCGAAGAAGUACUGAGAAGCCUGCUCAUGGAAGUCGAAAUGACGCUUAACUCUCGACCGCUUACGUAUGUGCCAAUCGACAAUGAAUCGUCACCCGCACUUACGCCCAACCAUUUUCUGUUGGGUUCCUCCGACGGCACGAAGCCAUUCACCUUAUUGGAUGACAGCGGAGUUUUCCUCAAGCAAAACUGGCGUACAUCUCAAGCAUUGGCCAACCAGUUCUGGAAGCGCUGGUUAUCCGACUACCUACCUGAAAUUACCAAACGGACAAAAUGGUACGUCGAUUCGAAGCCGAUUGCUCUAGACGACGUGGUGGUUAUCGUAGAUCCCAACCUGCCUAGAAACUGUUGGCCGAAAGGUAGGGUCAUUGCUACACACCCUAGCAAAGACGGUCGUAUCCGAUCAGCUACAGUAAAAACAAGAAGUGGCAUCUAUAAUCGACCCGUGACUAAACUGGCGGUUCUGGACGUUCGAUGCGGAGAGGAGCAAACCUACCAGAGGAAUGGUUUACCCGGGGGGAGUGUUGGCCAUCCCUAGCUGGCCGCGCACUCACGAUCCAGUGUGCCCCUCGAUUGAUCGAGCGAGAUCGAUUUAACACGAUCGCUUGUGACGGAUGACUGACAAGACGGUAGGUCUGUCAUCGGCUGGGUAAGUGACAAUAGAGAGUAACAAUCUAAAAGCCGAUAUAACGUGUGCUUGCAGCUCUACCACGAAAUAUAUUGUUCUUACUAUUACUAUUACUAAUACUAUUACCUAAAUACUUGCGUGAAAUUAAACAUCUAAAUACUUAAAACUAAUUAGAUUAAACUUACCUAAGUGCUUAUAGAGAUAGCCAACCUUAAACAUAACCUAGAAGAAUCUCUGUUAUCUGAUUCUAAAAAUACGGUUAAAAUUAUAAGAGGGACUAAACGUGAGUACAACUAAACUUAAUAGCCUAAUGAUCACCUUAUUAAAAAUUAAAAUCUUCACCAAUAAACAUCAGAUAGAAAUAAAAUGAAAACUUAUGUAGAUUUAGGUUAUACACGAUACACAGUUAAACAGAUUUAAAUAGGCAACAAUGUACUACAAUAU
Molecule: messenger RNA, 4202 nt
Organism: Wyeomyia smithii (pitcher-plant mosquito)
Lineage: Eukaryota; Metazoa; Arthropoda; Insecta; Diptera; Culicidae
Exons: 2
Coding region: 273-3668 (1131 amino acids)
Biological process (GO): DNA integration
Molecular function (GO): nucleic acid binding
Source: RefSeq, a predicted model, not a curated record